Eremothecium gossypii ATCC 10895 is the source of this 1125-nucleotide messenger RNA. RefSeq names its product aminodeoxychorismate lyase ABZ2 (gene ABZ2). Gene Ontology annotation, biological process: carboxylic acid metabolic process. The transcript has a single exon. The coding region runs from base 1 to 1125 and encodes 374 amino acids. Lineage: Eukaryota; Fungi; Ascomycota; Saccharomycetes; Saccharomycetales; Saccharomycetaceae. The record is from RefSeq and is marked provisional. Gene Ontology annotation, molecular function: catalytic activity.
AUGUCGCUCCCAGUUGACGCCAAGGCACAGCCGGAGACGGUGGUGCAGUAUGUGCGAGACUACAUCAUCAAGCCGAACUUUGAAGUUGUUGAGGAAUUUGAGAUUCUGUCGACGAUACGGUAUGACCCACACCUUGGACAGGCACUGCCAUCCGCGAGCAACCCGGGCGUGGACAUAGGCUUAGACUUCCUGCGGAACGACACUCAGGUGUGCCCUGAGCUUCCCGAGAAUAUCCUAUUCAAUGACUUUGCACCGGAGGGGCCGGAAGCUGCGCAUGACCCGCUGCAGGAGCUGCUUCACAUCUUGGACGCGCCGGGGCGGCAGCUGGCACCAGCUGGGCUGCCAGCGAGCGCGCAGCGGGACCUGCGGGCGACGUUCAAGGAACGAUUCUUUCUACUGAAGGAACACCAGCAGAGGCUGAAUCUCGCGAUGUCGUAUUUUGACUGGGACUUUGAAAUUCCUAUGUCGCUAUUACUUGACAAGCUGAUAGAGGCGGUACCGUUGCCAGACGGUGCCGGCGCCUUGGGUUUACAACAGCGGAUGCAACAACUCCUGCUCGGCACUAUGAGCUACAAGAUGCGAGUGUUGAUUUCGAGGAGUGGGAACAUGCGCAUUGAAGCCCAUCCCCUGGUGCGGCUCCCCGCCCCUAACGAUGGACAAAAGUACUUCAUUAACACGCUCCUCUCUGGCUUCGUCAAUGGGCCAACGUGGCAGGUAUGGGUGGAUUCACAGCCCGUAGUUAUUUCGCCGUUUACAACCUUCAAGACGACCAGACGACAGCACUACAAUGACGCACGUACCCGCGUCAUGCAGGCGGCAGGCAUGGACAAGAUGGAAAAGACCGAGGUGCUUGUCUAUAAUGACGCCUUCCAGCUCAUGGAGGGCUCAAUUACCAGCGUCGCAGUUAAGAAGUACAUAGCGGCGAAUGAGUAUCGCUAUGUCACGCCAUUCCUGGCCUCGGGAUGUCUUUGCGGUGUGAUGAGGCAUUUCUUACUCCAGAAGGGGCUGGUACAGGAGGACACAAUAGACGUCAGACACCUGAAAGAGGGAGACGAAGUUCUUUUGUUCAAUGCCGUAAUGGGGUGCGUCAAGGGUGUUAUACGCCACUCUCCACUACAGAGCUGA